AUGACAGAAAAAGGGAAACCUCGAAUGCAACAGAAAAAAGAUGCGGAGAAGACGUCUGAAAAAACCGACAAGAGCAACGACAAAUCUGCCCUACAUAGUGCAUCCAGUUCCUCAGAGGAAUCUAGCUCUUCGGAUGAAUCCAGCUCUACGGACGACUCCUGUUCUUCCGAUGAAUCUGGCUCUUCCAACAAAUCUAGCUCAUCUGAGGAGUCUAGCACCGAUGAUGACUCCAGUUCUGAAGAUGACUCUAGUUCUGAAGAUGACUCAAGCUCCGAUGAUGACUCCAAUUCCGAUGACGACUCCAGCUCCGAUGAAGACUCCUGCUCCGAUAGCUCAAGUUCAUCCGAUUAG
Mesocestoides corti is the source of this 351-nucleotide messenger RNA. The record is from the annotation of a GenBank genome assembly. Lineage: Eukaryota; Metazoa; Platyhelminthes; Cestoda; Cyclophyllidea; Mesocestoididae.